Molecule: messenger RNA, 516 nt
Organism: Salvelinus sp. IW2-2015
Lineage: Eukaryota; Metazoa; Chordata; Actinopteri; Salmoniformes; Salmonidae
Product: Golgi reassembly-stacking protein 1-like
Exons: 4
Coding region: 21-500 (159 amino acids)
Biological process (GO): Golgi organization
Cellular component (GO): Golgi apparatus
Molecular function (GO): protein binding
Source: RefSeq, a predicted model, not a curated record
AGAGAACUCCCCUGCACACCAUGCUGGUUUGGGAGCCUUUUGACUUCAUCCUAUCAAUAGGAAACACCAGACUGAACAGACAGAAUGACCUGCUGAAGGCUCUUCUGAAGGCCAACGUGGAGAAGGCGGUGAGGCUGGGGGUGUGGAGCACCAAGGCUCUUCGGGUCAGAGAGCUGGAGGUGGUUCCUAGCAACAUGUGGGGGGGGCAGGGGCUCCUGGGGGCUUCUGUACGCUUCUGCAGCUUCCAGGGAGCCAAUGAGAAGGUCUGGCACGUCCUGGAUGUGGAAUCUAAUUCCCCAGCAGCGUUGGCUGGCUUGCAGGCACAUCAAGACUUCAUUGUUGGAGCGGACCAGGUGUUGCAAGAUUCUGAGGACUUGUUCACCCUGAUCGAGAGCAGCGAGGGCAAGCCUCUGAAGCUGCUGGUCUACAACACUGGGACAGACCUCUGUAGACAGCUGGUGGUUACCCCCAAUGGAGCCUGGGGCGGAGAGGGCAGGUAAACCUCUCUCCACUCGA